UCCUAAUACACACUGUCGAAAUCCCCGCGGCUCCCAAUAUGGCCUGUAUGAACUGUAAUCGGCCAACCUCGUCUCUUUCCGUAACAGCUGCAGAAAUGACCGCUCGUCAUUCGUGACCAACUCGUGUUAUUCCGGGACAAGCAAGUCUACCCAUAAUUCCCUGUAUGGCCGAGGGCGCCAUUUUGGAACACAAAUGUAAACAAACACUCAAACCUCGUGUAAUCGAUGUACACCAUGAUUGCGAUAUGCUUACCUCGUGUAUCGAUACAUUGUUCUCAGUCACCUCUAACACGGAAAUCCCGGUCGAAAUCCACAACGAGGACGUCAAGUAAACUCGAUUGACAGCCGAAGGAGGAGCAGCUUGCGGAUGCCAGAGGAUGCUAAGGUUAUGAGGACAAACACUUCACAACAGCGCUCGUCAUUCUCACGUUUUGCUAAAGCACAACAAACAGGUAGAAAGUUUCAAAAAUCAUGCCCACUGUGUAAAGCUGCAGGACGCAGCGAUCACGUUCAUUAUCUCAGCGAGUGCAAGUCCCUUCCAGAUCAUGACCGGAGAUACAUGGUCAAAGCAAGACAAAUUGCCAGUAUACUUGAUGACCCUGCUGACGAUGCUAGUGAUACAGUUGAAAAUGCGUGUGCAGUGCCAUCUACUGAACCUGUCUCCACUCUUCGUGUGCAAGUCCGUCAGUCGCCCUAUAUGUACUGUUUCUGUGGCCACCAGACGGCACGAGUCACUGUAGAUAGUGGAGCUACUGGUAACAUGAUCCGCCUCUCAACAGCAACAGGCUUCGGCGCUGACAUCAAGACUAGCUCUCAGUCAGCCCAUCAGGCAGAUGGCUCUUCCCCACUGAAGGUCGUUGGAGAGACAAGAAUCCUUUUCACACGCGACAACAAGGAGUUCGAUUUUAAUGGUCUUGUGGUGGAAAACCUGGAUGUAGAAGUCCUUGCAGGCAUACCAUUUAUGGAGGCCAACGAUGUGGCAGUACGCCCUGCAAAACAUCAGAUCAUACUUGGUGAUGGCACGACAUACACAUACGGUUCCACAGAAACAACUGGUGACGAACAUACUGUGAGACGAGCUUGUGUACUCAGAGCCCCAGACACUUCUACUACCAUAUGGCCUGGAGACUUUAUUGAGGUGCCGGUUCCUGAAAGCUUUGCUCCUUCGGAUUUCACAUUUGCCAUAGAACCCCGCAUAGAUACCAGACCUGGACGCUCUACCUUAUCAUCCACUUGGCCAGAAUUAGGAAUUAUCUCAAGCGUCUCAGGCAAAAUCAGGAUCCCGAAUCUGUCCGACACUCCACAACUGCUCAAGAAACACAAGCACUUUUGCCAGAUUCGCCCAGUUUUUAUACCUGACUGCGACCCUGAUUAUGAUGUUGAGCCGGCACAUCUGCUACCACCAACUAUGUCCCCUCAAAUUAAGGACAUUGGUUUCUCAUCCACUGUUUGUGUAGACCCAGACAAUAUCCUCCCGCAAGAUACCAAAUCUCAGUUUGAGUUACUACUUACAGAGUUAGACGAUGUGUUUAACCAACAUAUCGAUGGCUAUAAUGGUGCUUCAGGCCCCUUUCAAGCAUUUGUUAACAUGGGACCUGUACAACCUCCACAACGGAAGGGUCGUGUCCCGCAAUACUCACGAGAUAAACUUUCUGAGCUCCAACAAAAGUUCGAUGAACUUGAGCGGAUGGGUGUAUUUGUACGACCUGAAGAUGCAGGUAUCCAAGUAGAAUACCUCAACCCUUCUUUCCUAAUCAAGAAGUCCAGUGGUGGUUACAGAUUGGUGACCGCCUUCUCUGAUGUAGGACGAUACAGUAAGCCACAACCUUCCCUCAUGCCUGAUGUCGAUUCUACUCUAAGACAGAUUGCCAAGUGGAAGUACAUUAUAACCACAGAUUUAACCAACGCCUUUUAUCAGAUUCCUCUGUCCAAGGAGUCGAUGAAAUACUGCGGUGUAGUGACCCCGUUCCGUGGUGUGAGAGUAUAUGCCAGGUCUGCAAUGGGAAUGCCGGGGUCUGAAACUGCAUUGGAGGAGCUCAUGUGCCGCGUACUAGGGGAUCUUUUAGAGGAAGGGGUGAUUGCUAAGCUUGCUGACGACCUUCAUUGUGGUGCUGAUAGCCCGGAUGAGUUACUUCGUCAUUGGAGACGCGUACUUGAAGCGCUCAAACACAACAAUCUCAGAUUAUCUCCUAACAAGACAGUCAUUGCUCCCAGGACAACAACCAUCCUAGGAUGGCAAUGGCACCAAGGAUCCAUUCAGGCAAGUCAACACCGCAUAUCAACUCUGGCUUCUUGUUCACCUCCGGAAACAGUGACUGGCUUACGGUCAUUUAUAGGAGCUUACAAGGUCUUGUCCCGUGUAAUACCUGGUUGUUCCACACUCCUUGCCCCACUUGAUGCUGAAGUAGGCGGUCGCCAGUCUAGUGAAAAGCUUCUGUGGUCUGAUUCUUUGCUCGAUGCCUUCAAAACAGCACAGACUGCUCUCGCAUCCAACAAAUCCAUAGUACUGCCCCACCCCGAUGACCAACUCUGGAUUGUAACUGAUGGUGCUGUUAGGAAGCCAGGAAUUGGAGCAACACUUUAUGUAACACGUAGUGACUCGCCACGACUAGCAGGAUUCUUCAGUGCCAAGCUUCGGCGACAACAGGUCGCAUGGUUACCAUGUGAAGUGGAAGCCCUUUCAAUUGCUAUCGCUACAAAGCAUUUCAGUCCUUUCAUUAUCCAGUCAAAACACAAAGCAUGUGUCCUUACCGACAGUAGACCAUGUGUUUUGGCAUUUGAGAAGUUAUGCCGUGGGGAGUUCUCUGCUAGUCCUCGGGUGUCUACCUUCUUAUCGACAGUUAGCCGCUACCAAGCAACGAUACAACACCUCGCUGGUUCUGAAAAUGUGCCAUCCGAUUUUGCAAGCAGAAAUGCACCAGAAUGUGACAAUCCCUCUUGCCAAAUCUGCUCCUUCAUUGAGCGCACAGAAAGCUCUGUUGUUCGACAACUGUCUAUAGAGGACAUCAUGAAUGGAACAACCCGCCUUCCUUUCACAAGCAGGUCUGCUUGGCGUUCCUUGCAAGAGGAGUGCCAGGAUCUUCGACGAACACAUGCUCAUCUUCUCCAAGGUACCCGACCAUCCAAGAAGAUAACAAACAUCAGGGAUGUCAAACGAUACCUAAAUACAGCAACCAUCUCCAAGGAUGGAUUGCUAGUUGUCCGAAAAUCUGAGUCACUCGGUUCACCAAGAGAGUGCAUUGUUGUUCCAAGACAAGUAUUAGACGGAGUCCUGACUGCCCUACACAUACAACUGGAUCAUCCAUCUGCACACCAACUCAAGCAAGUAUGCCAUAGAUACUUCUUUGCUUUGGACCUUGACAGAUCCAUAAACACUGUCUCAAAAUCUUGUCACCGGUGGGCCUCCUUGCGUAAGACACCUCAUGUUGUUGUGGACCAAAGCACCAGUGAUCCACCUGAAACUGUUGGGUUUGCAUUUGCGUCAGAUGUUAUGCGCAGGGAACGACAACUAAUCCUCGUUCUACGUGAAUGUGUCACAUCCUACACUGCGGCGUGCAUCAUUACCGAUGAGCGUGGCUCCACCCUGUGUGAGGCAUUGAUUCGUCUUUGCAUUGAAUUCCGUCCACUUGAUGGCCCUCACGCUGUUAUCCGCACUGACCCAGCCCCAGGCUUUAGCAGUCUAGUCACGGAUGAACGUCUCCAGCAACAUAGAAUUACCCUAGAAAUAGGCAGAGUGAAGAAUGUGAACAAGAACCUAGUUGCUGAAAAGGCCAUACAAGAAUUAGAGGAUGAGCUUGUGCGCCAAGACCCUGUACGGGGCCCCACUACACCAACAGCUCUUGCAAUCGCUGUCGCCCGCCUAAACACACGCAUUCGUUCACGAGGUUUGUCUUCUCGAGAGAUGUGGACCCAGAGAGACCAAUUCACAAACUGUCAGUUGCCUCUGUCCGACAAGCAGUUGAUAACAGAGCAACAUGUUAAUCGCCAAAAAAAAACACAGUCACAGUGAAAAAUCCAAGGCUCCUCGGAGUCAUCGACCUGUUAUUGAUCAAAUUGAGAUAGGCGACCUGGUGUACCUUCAUAACGAUCGCAAUAAAACAUGUGCACGGAAUCGUUACCUAGUAGUCACCAAAGAUGGCCUCUGGUGCAAUGUCCGCAAGUUCGUUGGGACCCAACUGCGGAACACUUCAUACAGAGUUAAGCUCUCAGAAUGUUUUAAAGUCCCCCUUUGGAACAAGACACGUGUGCAUGAAGCGAACAGUGAGGACACAUCUGACAUCGAUGAUGACCCACCUGAGACACUUCACCAGACACCGGAGACUCCGCACAUUCCUCUAGAAAUUUCUACUCCUCCUCUGCCACCGCUUAAGAAUGACGUGUUUGAUGACAAUCAUCCGACAACCGACAUCAGUUCUGCGUCGGAUCAAUCU
Haliotis rufescens (red abalone) is the source of this 4430-nucleotide messenger RNA. RefSeq lists its product as uncharacterized. Gene Ontology annotation, molecular function: nucleic acid binding. The coding region runs from base 368 to 4009 and encodes 1213 amino acids. Lineage: Eukaryota; Metazoa; Mollusca; Gastropoda; Lepetellida; Haliotidae. Gene Ontology annotation, biological process: DNA integration. The transcript is spliced from 2 exons. The record is from RefSeq and is a predicted model, not a curated record.